Dacryopinax primogenitus is the source of this 780-nucleotide messenger RNA. RefSeq lists its product as uncharacterized. The transcript is spliced from 2 exons. NCBI's taxonomy places the organism in Eukaryota, Fungi, Basidiomycota, Dacrymycetes, Dacrymycetales, Dacrymycetaceae. Bases 1 to 780 code for a protein of 259 amino acids. The record is from RefSeq and is a predicted model, not a curated record.
AUGAUUGGCGACAAACCCCAAUCUGCUCAGUCUCCAAUCCCCUCAGUGGCUCCACACGAGCACCACCCUCCUCUCACCACUUCUCAAGAUGACAUGACUGGCGACAAUACGGAGUCUGCUCAGUCUCCAGUCCGCUCAGCGAUCUCCCAUGAUGGUUCGGCGGCAUACUACUUCGAUGUUCAAGCGCCGGAGGAAGAAUCAUCUUGCAAAGCUGGCUCUCUCGGCGAUCAGAGAUAUGUCGGAUACAACGAUGCACCGCCUCCCUAUGCCACCCUAGAGACGAGUCAUUUUAACACAACGAACACAGACGCCCACAACCGCGCGAGUGUUUCUGUUGAACAUACAAGCCCGUAUCUGAAUGUCUCUCCGCUUCUAUGCAAUACGAGGGACGCUGUGACUACAGCUGCGUCUCAGAGCGACGAUAUCGAAGCUAGGACUGUCGAAUUCUUCCGUGCCAGAUUUCUAUCGGAAUUGCCCGUGUAUCCUCGCUACUCGUUCAACCCUGCGUUGAACGCUCAACCGCCGGGGGGUCUAACGACCCCAGAACUCUUUGAUGCUCGGAGAAAAUCCCAAAUUGCCGCUAAAGCCAAGUCCCGAGCUGAGGAGCGAGCACGUGCCGAAGCUCGGCGUCGUCGGGCUGUAUACAACACCCAACAGGCUGGAUAUCACCCUGUGGCUACAUUCGAGGACGGGGAACCAGUGCUGGCUCCCUCUGGGGCCACGAGCGAUUAUUGGGACCGUUUCUGGGACUGGUUUGGCCGUUUCAUUGGAAAUGGGUAG